Bactrocera oleae (olive fruit fly) is the source of this 1023-nucleotide messenger RNA. Lineage: Eukaryota; Metazoa; Arthropoda; Insecta; Diptera; Tephritidae. The record is from the annotation of a RefSeq genome assembly.
AUUUUUAAUAAUUCAGCUAAAAUUAUAUUUUUCUUUAUCCUAAUAACAGGAACUAUAAUUACCGUCUCGUCUAAUUCUUGACUAGGUGCUUGAAUAGGAUUAGAAAUCAAUUUAUUAUCAUUUAUCCCCCUAAUAAAUAAUAAUAACUUGAUAUCUACAGAAGCCUCAUUAAAGUACUUUUUAACUCAAGCUAUAGCCUCAGCUGUAUUACUAUUUGCUAUCAUAAUAAGAUACCUAAACAACCAUCCUAUUAUACAAGAUAAUACCAUCUACGGUGACUUAAUAAUUACUUCAUCAUUAUUGUUAAAAAGUGGUGCUGCACCUUUCCACUUCUGAUUCCCUAAUGUAAUAGAAGGGCUCUCCUGAAUAAGUGCACUCACUUUAAUGACAUGACAAAAAAUCGCCCCCCUUAUAUUAAUUUCUUACACUAUACAAAGCAAUUUUAUUAUCUUAGUAAUUAUUACUUCGACUAUUACCGGUUCCUUAGGAGGGCUUAACCAAACCUCCCUAAGGAAAUUAAUGGCUUUUUCAUCCAUCAAUCAUUUAGGAUGAAUACUAGCAGCUAUACAAGCAAUUGAAUCACUAUGAAUUAUUUAUUUCUCUUUUUACACAUUCCUAUCUUUCAGCCUAAUCUUCAUAUUCAAUAGCUUCAAAAUAUUUCAUAUUAAUCAAUUAUUUAAUUCAUUUUUCAGUUCUAAAAUUCUAAAAUUCACCCUAUUUUUAAAUUUAUUAUCUUUAGGGGGACUACCGCCUUUUAUCGGAUUUUUACCUAAAUGAUUAGUUAUUCAAUUCCUAGUGUUAAAAAAUCAAUACAUCUUAAUAACAAUUAUAACAGUAAUAACAUUAAUCACAUUAUUUUUUUAUUUACGAUUAUGCUUCGCAGCCUUUAUACUUAAUUAUUACGAAAACAAUUGACCUACUAAUAUAAAAAUUAAUUUUAUCUCUUUCAAAAUUAUAUUAACCCUAUCUUUCAUCUCCACUUUCAGUUUAAUCCUAGUGUCUAUAAUUUAUUUAUUCUUAUAA